Messenger RNA from Thlaspi arvense, 4645 nucleotides. Lineage: Eukaryota; Viridiplantae; Streptophyta; Magnoliopsida; Brassicales; Brassicaceae. The record is from the annotation of a GenBank genome assembly.
CUUGCCAAAGUGUAAGAAGUAAAAAGUAAAAAGAAGAAGACAAAGUGAAAAAUGUGAAAUAACGUCACCCACUAAACCCACGAACGCGGGAACACAUUUUGGUUUUCACAGUCGUCGUCGUGCCUCCCUCUUCUCUUCAUCUCUUUCCACUUCUCCACGAAAUUUUCAAAUUCCCCUUCUUUGAAACUAUCUCCUCCUUUCUCUCUCUCUCUCUCUCUCUCUCUCUCUCUCUCUCUCUCUCUCUCUCCUCUUCUCGCUCUGCCCAUUUUCGUGCAGAUAGCUAACUAUGACUUCUUCAAAUUCCUCCGCCCUCAGAUCGUCGGCGAAACACGCGGCGGAGCGGAUUCAGCAGCACUUGCCUCCUAGCAAUCCCGCUUCCCUCUCUUCCUCCUCCUUGAACUUACCUGCUAGAACCUCUAUCAUCGCUCCCGGAGGAACACCGAUAAGCCACUCUUCUCGCCCUAAAGAUCGACCCUCCUCCUCCGCCUCCUCCGCCUCCAUCUCUGCCUCUUCCCCUUCUACACGCCGCUCCGGAACUCCCGUCCGCCGAUCCCAGUCCAAAGACUUCGACGACGACAAUGAUCCUGGGAGGGUGAGAGUUUCCGUAAGGGUUCGACCUAGAAACGGAGAGGAGCUUAAAUCAGAUGCUGACUUUGCUGAUCUCGUUGAGUUACAACCAGAGAUAAAGCGGCUCAAGCUGAGGAAAAACAACUGGAGUUCUGAAUCCUAUAGAUUUGACGAAGUCUUUACAGACACAUCUUCUCAAAAACGCGUCUAUGAAGGAGUUGCUAAACCUGUAGUGGAGGGUGUUUUGAAUGGAUACAAUGGUACCAUCAUGGCUUACGGUCAAACCGGCACCGGUAAAACUUACACGGUGGGAAAAAUCGGUAAAGAUGAUGCGGCCGAGCGUGGUAUCAUGGUUAGAGCUCUUGAGGACAUACUUGAGACCGCAUCUUCUGCUUCUGUUUCCGUCGAGAUCUCUUACUUGCAGCUUUAUAUGGAAACUAUACAAGAUCUUCUUGCACCUGAGAAAAGCAACAUUUCAAUCAAUGAAGAUGCCAAGACUGGGGAAGUAUCAGUACCAGGCGCCACUGUAGUUCACGUUCAAGACUUAGACCAUUUCUUACAGGUUUUGCAAGUCGGGGAGACAAACCGCCACGCAGCGAAUACAAAGAUGAAUACAGAAUCCUCACGUAGUCAUGCAAUUCUCACGGUUCACGUUAGACGGGCUAUGAAUGAAAAGGCUGAAACAGGAACUAAAACUCGAGAUAAGGAGGCCAAACCUGAAUCUUUGGGAGAUAAAGGCAUUCCUAAAGUGAGAAAGAGCAAACUGCUAAUUGUGGAUCUUGCUGGUUCAGAAAGGAUAAAUAAAUCUGGCACUGAUGGCCACUUGAUUGAAGAGGCAAAAUUCAUUAAUCUUUCACUGACUUCCCUGGGAAAAUGCAUUAAUGCAUUAGCUGAAGGAAGCUCUCAUAUACCGACAAGAGAUUCUAAACUAACGAGGCUUCUUCGUGAUUCCUUCGGGGGUUCUGCGAGGACUUCACUUAUAAUAACAAUUGGGCCAUCUGCACGGUAUCAUGCAGAAACCACAAGCACAAUCAUGUUCGGACAAAGGGCGAUGAAAAUAGUAAACAUGGUAAAGCUUAAAGAAGAAUUCGAUUAUGAAAGUUUGUGUCGGAAGCUUGAGACUCAGGUGGACCAUCUUACUGCAGAAGUUGAAAGACAAAACAAACUAAGAAAUAGUGAGAAACACGAGCUGGAGAAAAGAUUGAGAGAAUGUGAAAACACUUUCGCUGAGGCAGAAAAGAACGCAGUUACAAGGACCAAGUUCCUGGAGAAGGAAAAUGCCCGCUUGGAGCUCCGAAUGAAAGAACUUUUGAAGGAUUUGCAACUGCAGAAAGAUCAGUGUGAUCUAAUGCAUGACAAAGCCAUACAGUUAGAGAUGAGCUUGAAAAAUACCAAGCAGCAACAGCUGGAAAAUUCAGCAUAUCAGGAAAAACUUGCAGGUGCUACUCAAGUCUAUGAGAAAAAAAUUGCGGAUUUGGUUCAGAAGGUCGAGGAUGAACAAGCCCGGUCAGCAAACGCCGAGCGUCAAAUGAACGAAAUGAAAAACGUUUUGAGUAAACAGCAGAAGUCUAUUCAUGAGCAAGAGAAAGGCAACUAUGAAUAUCAAAAGGAACUUGCGGAAACCACUUACACUUAUGAAUCUAAAAUCGCAGAGCUACAGAAGAAAUUGGAUGAUGAACAUGCUCGGUCUAACUCUGCAGAAGAGGAGCUUAGACAAAUGAAGAGGAUUAUAAGCGAUCGCCAAGUUUUACCACAGGAAAAUGAAGAGACAAAGGAACUUAAGAUAAAAUUAGAAGAACUUUCACAAAUGUACGAAUCGACAGUAGAUGAACUCCAGACAGUGAAACUAGACUAUGAUGAUCUGCUCCACCAAAAGGAAAAACUUGGUGAAGAGGUUCGGGAUAUGAAGGAAAGGCUCCUUUUGGAAGAAAAGCAGAGAAAGCAAAUGGAGAGUGAGCUUUCCAAGCUAAAGAAGAAUCUAAGGGAAAAUGAAAUUGUCGUUGAGGACAAGCGUAUGAAGGAAGAACUUCCCAAAGGAUCAUCAGAAUCUGGUGCUCUUACAAGCUCACAGAGAUCACAAGGGUUAAAAAAGUCGCUAUCUGGUCAGAGAGCUACCAUGGCAAGACUUUGUGAAGAAGGCAUAACACUUUCUCAUGGAUUGAUUGGAGUUCAGAAGAUAUUACACCUAAUUAAGUCUGAAGACUUGGAAGUUCAAAUCCAAGCUGUAAAAGUGGUAGCUAAUCUUGCCGCUGAAGAAUCUAAUCAGGUGAAGAUUGUGGAAGAAGGGGGUGUAGAAGCUUUGCUUAUGCUUGUGCAGUCAUCUCAAAAUUCGACAAUUCUGAGAGUGGCUUCUGGUGCAAUCGCUAAUUUGGCAAUGAACGAGAAGAGUCAAGAUCUAAUAAUGAACAAAGGAGGAGCUCAACUACUAGCAAAGAUGGUGAACAAAACAGAUGAUCCACAGACUCUAAGAAUGGUAGCUGGUGCACUUGCCAAUUUAUGCGGGAACGAAAAGUUUCUUAAGCUGCUGAAAGAAGAGGAAGGCAUCAAGGGACUACUUACCAUGGCGCAAUCCGGAAACAUAGAUAUCAUUGCUCAAGUGGCAAGAGGGAUGGCAAAUUUCGCAAAGUGUGAAACUCGAGAAAUUAUGCAAGGGCGUAGAAAAGGACGUUCUCUUCUUCUGGAAGAGGGUGCUCUUGAAUGGCUGACUUCAAACUCACAUAUUGAUUCUGCAUCAACACAACGUCACAUCGAGCUUGCGCUUUGUCAUUUAGCUCAAAAUGAGGAAAAUGCGAGUGAUUUCAAAAGAACGGGAAGCGUGACAGAGAUUGUAAGAAUAUCAGUGGAGUCGAGUAGAGAUGACAUUCGCAGCUUAGCAAAGAAGAUACUCAAAUCAAACCCUUACUUCUCAAGCUGAACAAGAGGUUAAACAAAAGACAUGUACAUAAACAUAACUGGCAGCGAGUGGUACAGAUUCUUAGCUGAGUCUGUGUGGAUGUCAUUAGAUUGACUUUGUGAUUGGGGAUGACGAUAAUCAAAGGAGAGAAGCUAAGAUAUUUUUACAAAAUAAAUGCUAGGAGAUUAUGUGCUUUGAUGAUUAUUUAUUUGAUGUUGUAUACUGUCUCUGUUGGAUGUGGACGCCGUUGCUAAUUUUUGUGAAAAAGUUUUCUUGAUGUUUCGAUAUGCUCUUUGAUCAUUUGUGUAACGGAUCUGUAAUGGAUACUCACUUUGGCCAAGAUUGAUGUUGAUGUUGUACUUUGCUGUAAAAGUAAUCAAAAUCUUGUAUUUGGGAAAUUUCAUUCUGUAAUCUUUGUUUCUUCUCAUUUAACAAUCAUAUAAAUGCUAAAGAUGGAGUAUGUGAGAGUGGUCAUUGUCUUUUUCUUACAACAAAUCAUCAUAUCUGUAUUAUAUGUUUUACACCACUCCUAAAGUUUUUAACUUCACACCAUAAUUGAAUCUCACCUUCUUUGUUUUGUUGGUCAUUCUAGUCUCUGGCAUUGUUAGAUUCGUCUAAUCGUAAAGGCCUUCGUCAUACCAAAUAUCGACCAGAAAGUCCACCAUCUCCUACAUAAAGGAAUCGACUCAGAGAAAGGUUCAUGAGUUGAGAGAAGAUCUUCAUAUGUAGUGGACCAGCUGCAAUCUGAUCCUUUGUAGUUUUUUGUCUUUGUCGAGAUUGAUCUCCCACCCAUUUCUCCCUGUUCUCUUGCCACAUCUUUGCACCUGCAAUCAAAAGUGUAAGGGUGCUUUCGUUGUUCUUUUUAACCGAGCUUUUCUCUUCUAUGACCAAUUUCGAAAGCUCAAGAGGUUUGUUUUCGGUGGACAAACAAUUUGCAGAAAAAAGCUCCAUUUUUCAUUCAGUUGAAUGAUCAUUCCUUUAAGAACAAAACCAGAUUAUACCAAAUUCAACUCCGCAUACAAAACAUCAAAGGUUUCCACACAAGCUCAUUGACAUUUUCAUCAAUCAGCUUGUGGAAAACCUACAAGCGGAAGUAUCAGCAGAAACUUUUUGGUUUUUUUGGGGGAUUGAAAAAAAAAGCAUUUUGUUUUUGUUUUAGGCUGUUUAUAUGUAAAGGAAAAUUUG